Messenger RNA from Fomitopsis serialis, 423 nucleotides. RefSeq lists its product as uncharacterized. Lineage: Eukaryota; Fungi; Basidiomycota; Agaricomycetes; Polyporales; Fomitopsidaceae. Bases 1 to 423 code for a protein of 140 amino acids. The transcript is spliced from 3 exons. The record is from RefSeq and is a predicted model, not a curated record.
AUGGCUCGAGAACUAGUGCUGCCAGCUGCUCAGGACUACACGUCCCUCAUGCUCCCAUUGAAGUCCAUCCUCACUGGCGGCAUCCGUGCCGGGGUCAUGGUGAUGCUCCUUACCUGCCUGAUCGUCAAUCCACGCUACCUGCUCGGCACCCUCGAGCCGUCUGCCUACAUGAACUACAAGGCGAGGCACCGGCACCGUGCACGGCUGGCGGACAAGGCGAUGGGCAAGACAGCGAUCAGUAACUCACUCGUGCACAAGAUGGUUGGCCCGCCGUUCACAAAGGAGCUGGUGGUGGAGGCUCCUGUCACGUUCCGUGCCACCAAGACCAUCUCCAAACUCCAGUUCCGUUCUCUCUGUCUCCGUUUCUCCAAACUCAGGUUUUAUUGUAUUCGCUUAGCCUAUCUUCUCCCGCAUUACAAUUAG